CGCAUUGACUUAAAUCUUUCAUGCAAACGUCCAAGAAAUUUGCAUCCUUAUCUUAUCUCCAUUGUGCAUCCCAUAAAAUAAAAUCAUCCCAAAUACACAUGACAAUCUCAACCUACCUUUGCUUUAUAACUUCACUUCUAAUCCAACCCUUUUUCUCCAAAACACUAUCUCCAUUCCAGAGAUGGAUGAUCUGAAGCCACGCCCUGCGAAUUCAUCCCCUCUCACUCCACUUGAUUUCUUAGAAAGAGCAGCCACUGUUUACGGUGAUUGCCCCUCUAUCAUUUACAACAACACCACCUACACGUGGUCGCAAACCCGCCGUCGAUGUCUCCAGGUAGCUUCUUCUCUCUCAUCCUACGGUGUCUAUCCAGGCCACGUCGUCUCUGUUGUGGCCGCCAAUAUUCCUUCCAUGUACGAGGUCCACUUUGCCGUACCCUUUACCGGCGCCAUCCUCAAUAACGUCAACACACGCCUGGAUGCGCGCACUGUCGCUAUACUCCUGCAGCACAGCGAAUCGAAGCUCGUUUUGGUGGAUCAUCAGUUCAGUUCUCUUGUUCUUGAAGCCAUCUCUUUGUUCCCGUGUAAUACGAAUCCUCCUCGCUUGAUCCUCAUCACAGAUGAUGAUGAUGAUAGCUCAUCAGCCCCAGUUGAUUCUAAUUUUUGUUGCACUUAUGAGAACCUGGUAGAGAAAGGUGACCCGAAUUUCAAGUGGAUCAGGCCUCGGAGUGAGUGGGAUCCGAUGAUAAUAAAUUAUACAUCAGGGACAACAUCGGCUCCGAAAGGUGUAGUUCAUUGUCACCGUGGGAUCUUCACGAUCACCGUUGGAUCUUUGAUUGAUUGGUCCGUACCCAAAGAAGCUGUUUAUUUAUGGACCCUACCUAUGUUUCACGCCAACGGAUGGAGUUACCCGUGGGGCAUAGCCGCUGUUGGCGGGACCAAUAUCUGCCUUAGAAAAUUCGACGCUUCUAUAAUCUACGGUUUGAUUAAACGACACGGUGUCACUCACAUGUGUGGUGCCCCUGUCGUGCUCAACAUGCUUUCAAAUAUCCCUAAUAAAGAGCCCCUUAAAACCCCGGUUCACAUCCUUACCGCUGGGGCCCCACCGCCUGCAGCGAUUCUCUCGAGGACUGAGUCACUGGGUUUUAUAGUGAGUCACGGAUAUGGGUUAACUGAAACAGCGGGCCUAGUGGUGUCAUGCGCUUGGAAACAAAAAUGGAACGUGUUGCCGGCGACAGAGAGGGCGAGGUUAAAAUCGAGACAAGGAGUAAAAAUCGUGGGUUUUACUGAGAUUGAUGUGGUGAAUGGUGCGUCUGGAGAGAGUGUGAAACGCGACGGUUCAACGCUCGGUGAAAUUGUUUUGAGAGGAGGGUGUGUUAUGCUGGGUUAUCUCAAAGAUCCAGAGGGCAGCCGCAAGUGUAUGGGCGAUGAUGGAUGGUUUUACACCGGUGAUGUUGGCGUGAUGCAUCCUGAUGGCUAUAUAGAGAUUAAAGAUCGAUCAAAGGAUGUUAUAAUCAGCGGUGGAGAGAAUUUGAGCAGCGUGGAGGUCGAGUCGGUGUUGUACAUGCACCCAGCGGUGAAUGAGGCGUCAGUUGUAGCGAGACCUGAUGAGUUUUGGGGUGAGACACCGUGCGCCUUUGUAAGCUUGAAGGCUGAGUUGAAGAAAAGGCCAGGUGAGGAGGAGAUAAUGGAAUUCUGCCGGGCGAGGUUGCCGCACUUUAUGGUGCCGAAAACGGUGGUGUUUAAGGAUGAAUUGCCUAAAACUUCAACUGGGAAAAUUAAGAAGUUUAUGCUGAGAGAUAUGGCGAAGGCACUGGGGUCCUCGAGAGUGAGUCGAAUGUGAUUAAAAAGUAGAUUGGAUUUAGCUAUGUUUGUACGCAACUUUAACCGAUCGCUUUCGCUAUUGAAGGGAAUUUACAUUCUUAUCUCUUGUAUUUAUAUAAACGAAUAAUUUUAAAUAUACAGUAAAUUAUUUAUUUUAUUAA
Molecule: messenger RNA, 1982 nt
Organism: Mangifera indica (mango)
Lineage: Eukaryota; Viridiplantae; Streptophyta; Magnoliopsida; Sapindales; Anacardiaceae
Product: 2-methylpropanoate--CoA ligase CCL4-like
Exons: 1
Coding region: 182-1840 (552 amino acids)
Source: RefSeq, a predicted model, not a curated record